UUUUUAACGAAAAUGAUCAAAUUUAACGAAACUACGAAAAGGAUGGAAUAUAUGCCUAUCCUGCUCCAUUACUUUAUUGCCUGCUUCUCAUACCCACAACCUCCUCGAGCUUCCUUUUUUGCCCUCGAACUGAAUCGUUCGAGUAUAAAGAAUUCGUGGAAAAUUUGGUACAUUGCAUGCAUUGUUCUCACAGAAUAAAACAAUAAGUCAGAGGAGCAAGUUUUUUAUUUUUCAAUUGUAUGAGGCUGAAUAUCACAAGCACUGCGUAUUUUGCAAUUCUGCAGGUAUUGUGCUUAAAUUUGCUCUUGGUCAGCUGAUAACCUAGUGUCCUGUGUAAGGAUCAUAACAAUGGGAUUUUCCAUUGUGGAGACCUUAGGCCCUAAGGGAUAUGGAGAAUUAUGUCUUGUGCCUGAUGGAUGGGUGCAGGGAACUAGUAGUGGAAAAUAUUACUUGUUAUGGCCCAAUAUUCCCGGAAAAUUGGCAUCCAAACUGGUGCGAAAUGCUAACAGUGUUCCUGAAAGUGGAUGGACAAGACAAGAAUGCUGUGUAAAAAGAUCAAACAUUUCGUCUUACGAGACUGGGACGAAAAUUUUAGCUGAAAUGUCUGACGAAUCAUCAACCGAUUAUAUGGAACAAGGCACAACACAGCAUAUAACAAUUGGAAAUUAUGAGCAAAUAUUCGCACAGCGCGUUUUAGAAAACGAUGCUAUGGAAACUGUAAACUACGAUCUCGACACAUCUAAUUUUCAUGAGGAAUACUUAAACGAUCACCUAGAAAAUGAAAAUGUUCCUGAAGAAAAUUCGAAAUGUUCUCAUUGUCCAUGUUUCGAAGCAUUAGUAAAGUUCCAGAAAGAAGCAUAUGAAGAUCUUCAAAAAGGGCAACAAAAAAUUUUGAAAAAGAUGAGCAUAAUAGAACGCCAAAAUGAAAUGCUGCUUAACACAACAGCCCAAGCUGUGGAAGUAAACGGAAGUAAUAUAUUAGAAUUUGAAUUCAAUCGUCUAACUAAUAAGAAAGAUCUAAUGCAGUGCGAUGAAAGAUUAGGAGAAACAGAUUAUUUUCAACAGGUGUUGGAUUGGCUGAAAUCUAAAAUCAUAGAUACGGAUGCGGAAAAUAGGAUGCUGGAAGCCCUUGAUUUAAUUUUCGAAAAAACACUAUUGGUAGAAUGUAGUUGGACAGGUAUAGGGAAAGGUUGCACUAAGUUUGAAAUUAGACUGUUGAGAAAUUUGAUGAAUUUGUUUCAGACUAUUGGAAGCACUAAAUUUCAUAAGGUUAGCGAAAAUAUGCUAUCAAAAUUUUUUCAACGUAAAUUGAAGCAAGCAAAACAACGAUUGAAUAUUCAAGGAGUGCGUAAACCUACCAACCAUAAGAGGCAGACUGAAAAAAAUUAAAAAAAAAACCGUUAAUAUUGCUUGAAUUCCCUCUAUACUGCAUACUGCGUCCAUACUGAUUAACGCAACAUACUAAACAACUCUUACACUUAAUCGAACUUAUGUUUAUUUCUGGCAGUGAUUUUUCAAAGAACUUAAAGAAUCAAUUAUGAUAUAUUCAAAGAAUGAGAGUUUUUGAAGUUAAGAAAUGCUAAGAGAAUGAAUUAAUGGAAUAAAAACUGUUUCCGAAAGUGGAUCUAAAUUUACUGCAACAAGCUUGCAUUUUAUGUCACUCACACUCAACUGGAUAUCAUUCAACGAUAAAUCAUUUGAGAAUCCCUUGUAAAUAUUUAAAACACUUGAUGGAAAUGGUGAUCUGAAAAAAUCGGACUUGUUGUUGAGCAUUCUUCCGCAUACUUGAAUCGAAUUUCCAACUUGUGCUGCAUUUGAAAAUUUUGCAAUACAAUUUUCUUUGGUUAAAAACCAUGAGUUGCAUUCAUCGUUACGUAAUAUGUAAUCUAGUAAUUUUAAAACUAUCUUUCCAUUCUUCUGCACAAAUAUGCUUGGCUUAGACACUUUUUUCGAAGCAAACGAAGUUGGUAUAUGAAACUCCUCUAACUCUGAUAACCUUUUGAAAACUUGUUGAAUUUCAUUGUAACCUGACCUCA
Messenger RNA from Anopheles merus, 2036 nucleotides. RefSeq lists its product as uncharacterized. The transcript is spliced from 2 exons. Lineage: Eukaryota; Metazoa; Arthropoda; Insecta; Diptera; Culicidae. Bases 349 to 1389 code for a protein of 346 amino acids. The record is from RefSeq and is a predicted model, not a curated record.